AUCCGUCAGUCGUCAUUCGUUCGGCACUCCGGCAGUCUUUUUUGGUUUUCUUCCUAGCACGGAGUGUGCGAAGCCCGCGUGUGUUUGCCGGGAGUGUGAAAAUUUUUUGGCAUCCCACAAAUCCAGAAUUCAAGAAGUGGUGUUCCGGAAAGGAAGCGGUGUUCUAGUGACCGUGUGGAAAUCCGGUUUACGGUCCGGGCGUUUGUGUGAACUGCACGAGACGAGUGUCGGGCGGGCGUGUUUUGUGUCGUCGAUUCGGGAUCAGGACCAGGCAGGGGCCAUUAUUGUGGAGGCAAAGCUCCUCGGAAUUUCGAUUGGAUUAAAAAAACAGCAGACACGAAAGAUGGAUAACGCUAAAAUUUGCGAGCUGCUCCGGGCCACCAUCGAUCCGAACCAGCGGCUACAGGCGGAGGAACAACUGAACCAGGUUCACAAAAUCAUCGGCUUCCUGCCGAGCCUUCUGCAGGUGGUCAUGCAGAACGACGUGGACAGUCCGGUUCGCCAAGCAGGCGCCAUUUACCUGAAAAACCUGGUAACCAGCAGCUGGCAGGAUCGCGAGGCAGAACCCGGUGUUCCACUUCCUUUCUCCAUCCACGAGCAGGAUCGCGCCAUGAUCCGGGACACGAUCGUCGAGGCCAUCGUCCACGCCCCGGACAUAAUCCGUGUGCAGCUGUGUGUCUGCAUCAACAACAUCAUCAAGAACGAUUUCCCUGGCCGGUGGACCCAGGUGGUGGACAAAAUCAACAUCUACAUGCAAAAUCGUGAUGUCAAUGGAUGGACCGGAGCCCUGCUGUGUAUGUACCAGCUGGUCAAGAACUACGAAUACAAGAAAUCCGGCGAGAGGGCCCCGUUGACCGAAGCAAUGAACUUGCUGCUCCCUCAAAUGUACAAUCUAAUGAUGAACCUCAUCAACGACCCAUCCGAGCAGAGCGUCCUGAUGCAGAAACUGAUUCUGAAGAUUUUUUACGCCCUCACGCAGUACGCUCUUCCGUUGGAAGUUAUCACCAAGGAGAUCUUCUCCAACUGGAUGGAAAUCUGCCGUCAAAUUCUGGACCGACCGGCUCCCGAUUCGUCCCACAUCGACGAAGACGAACGACCGGAAAUGCCCUGGUGGAAGGUGAAAAAGUGGGCCUCCCACAUCGUCCUCCGAAUGUUCGAACGCUACGGCAGUCCAGGCAACGUGGUUUCCAAGGAAUACAACGAAUUUGCUGAUUGGUUCCUGCAGACUUUCACCAACGGUUUGUUGAACGUGCUGCUGAAGAUCCUCGAUCAGUAUCGCAACAAAGUCUACGUUUCGCCCAGGGUCAUGACCGAUACGCUCAACUACAUCAAGCAUGCGGUUUCCCAUGCUCACUCGUGGAAGAUGCUGAAGCCGCACUUCAUCGCCAUCAUUCAGGAUGUCAUUUUCCCACUGAUGUCCUACUCGGAGGCCGACGAGGAACUGUGGGAAGCCGACCCGAUCGAGUACAUCCGUCAGAAGUUCGACGUCUUCGACGAUUACACCACACCGGUUCCGGCCGCUGAAACUCUGCUGCACAAUUGCUGCAAAACUCGGAAAGGCGUCCUCCCGCAAGUUAUGCAGAUCAUUAUGCAAAUCAUCAACGCGCCUAAUCUGAACGCCAAGCAGAAGGACGGUGCGCUGCAUAUGGUCGGUUCGUUGGCCGAUGUAUUGCUGAAGAAGAAGGUAUUCAAGGACCAGGUCGAGAAUCUGAUCAUGCAGUACGUGUUCCCGGAGUUCCAAAGCCCCCAUGGACAUCUGCGAGCACGAGCCUGUUGGGUGCUACACUACUUCAGCGAAAUCAAGUUGAAAAACGAACAGGUUCUGGCGGAAAUUAUGCGUCUAACUGCGCACGCUCUGCUGAACGACAAGGAGCUUCCAGUCAAGGUGGAAGCCGCUGUUGCCUUACAAAUGUUCCUCAUCUCGCAGGAAGAUGCUCCCAAAUACCUGGAAAGUCAAAUCAAGGAAAUCACUAUGGAACUGUUGAAAAUUAUCCGCGAAACCGAAAACGAAGAUCUGACCAACGUAAUGCAAAAGAUUGUAUGCAUUUAUUCCGAUCAGCUGCUUCCGAUUGCCGUUGAUAUUUGCCAACACUUGGCAACGACCUUCAGUCAGGUGCUGGAAGCCGACGAGAACUCCGACGAACGAGCCAUCACGGCUAUGGGUCUGCUGAACACGAUGGAAACGCUGCUCAGCGUGAUGGAAGAACAUCCUCAGGUGAUGCUUUCGCUGCAUCCGAUCGUCCUGCAAGUGGUUGGCCACGUGUUGCAGCACAACGUGAACGAAUUCUACGAGGAGGCUUUCUCUUUGGUGUACGAUCUGACGUCCAAAUCGGUAUCGCCCGACAUGUGGAAGCUGUUGGAAAUUAUCUAUCAGCUGUUCCAGAAAGACGGCAUCGAUUACUUCGUCGAUAUGAUGCCAGCACUCCACAACUACAUAACUGUCGAUACGCCAGCAUUUUUGUCCAACCAGAACCACGUGUUGGCCAUGUUCAAUAUGUGCAAAACGAUAUUAACCGGCAAUGCUACCGAGGAAUCAGAGUGCAGUGCUGCCAAACUUCUGGAAGUGAUCAUCCUACAGUGCAAGGGUCAAAUCGACGAGUGCAUUCCUAGCUUCGUAGAGCUGGUCCUGACGAGGCUAACGCGAGAGGUGAAAACCUCCGAGCUCCGGACGAUGUGCUUACAGGUCGUCAUAGCCGCCCUCUACUACAACCCGCAGCUGCUCCUCUCAGUGUUGGAGAAGAUUCCUCUCCCCGCCAGUAACGAGUCGAUAGCGUCGCACUUUAUCAAACAGUGGAUUCACGAUUCGGAUUGCUUCCUUGGAAUUCACGACCGCAAACUGUGCGUCAUCGGCCUGUGCACACUGAUGUCCCUCGGCGACGGCAAACCCCAGGUGUUGAGCGAACUGGGCGAUAAGAUCAUUCCCACGCUGAUUCUGAUAUUCGACGGGCUGAAGCGGGCUUACGCAGCCCGUGCAGCUGAAGAGGAGGAAGAGGAAAGCGAAGAGGACGACGAUGACCUGGAAGAGGGCAUCUCCAGUGACGAGGACGAAGUAGAUGAAAUGGGUCCGUCCUACUUUGAGCGCAUAGCCAAGAUGGCCAAGGACAAGGCAGCCGAGCAAGGCUUUGAGCUGACGGCCACGAUUAAGGAUGGAAACGAUUCCGACGAUGAGGAUGAUGACGACGAUGACGAUGAUUCCGGUGACGAGAUGGAUGAAACAGCUCUCGAAGGCUUUAGCACGCCGCUGGAUGACGAAGACAAUCCAGCAUAUGUGGACGAAUACAUGGUAUUCCAGGAAGUGAUGACCAAUCUACCCAACGUAGAUCCAAACUGGUACAGCAUGCUUACCAGGAAUCUGAAACCCGAGGACGCCAAAGCACUGCAGGAGAUUCUCGUGCUGGCUGAGCAGAAAAAAGCAGCUAAACGUUCCAAGGAGAUUGAAAAUGCUGGAGGAUAUCAAUUUACCCAACAUCAAAUUCCAAGCUCGUUCAACUUUAGCGGCCAACAGUAAUGAGCUCCUUCCAUAAAUACCUCUCUUGAUGGUGUGUGUAGUGCGAGGUAAAGCAAAGAACGACUAUUUUAACGAGGAAAAUUGCAAAAAAAAUCCUGUAUAAAGAAACUCUAGGGAAAACGAAACUUCUUAAUCAAAAAAUCUAUCAAUUUGUAUCUCGUUAAGAGUAAUGUAUUUUUGUCUCGUAGUAGAAAUAGUGGAAAACAAAUACAAAAAAAUAGUUCUUUCACACAUGUAAAGAUGUAGUUCUGUUAACGGGCCAUCCAAACUACCGAGAAAGCCAAGUUGCUGAAGUUGGGAGAUUGUUUCUGUUAUCGACAAAAAAAACGAGAUCAAUUGAUGGAAUCAUUUGCGUUCCGUUCGCAUGUGUUUUAAUUACAUAUUCAUAUUAUUGUUUAUGCAUGCAUUGAGAAAAACACAUACACACAGCUAACAAAAUGAUAUCUAGAAUCGGUGCACGUAUUGCUGCGCUUAGGAAACAACAAACAAAAUAUAUCAGGGAUUACCAUCAGCAAAAGCUUGCAAAGCAGAUAAAAAAGAAUGUCAUUUUUAAGCAAACUUAUAGAUCAAACUCGCAUGCAGUCCAAGUUCCCCCAAUUAGUUCCAUAAGUUCACGUCAACUAGGAAAACCUUUGUUUAUCAUUCAAGCCGGGAACGUAUUCUCAAAAAGUUAUAGUACUGAAUAUGCUAAAACAACUAUAUUUCCGAUUAUUUGUCAAAAUUACCAUCAAUGAAACAUCCGAUAAAUGCAUCUGUUUUAUAAUUUAUUAUACAAAUCACAAUGAACAAA
Molecule: messenger RNA, 4298 nt
Organism: Aedes aegypti (yellow fever mosquito)
Lineage: Eukaryota; Metazoa; Arthropoda; Insecta; Diptera; Culicidae
Gene: msk
Product: importin-7
Exons: 10
Coding region: 344-3508 (1054 amino acids)
Biological process (GO): protein import into nucleus
Cellular component (GO): cytosol; nuclear envelope
Molecular function (GO): small GTPase binding
Source: RefSeq, a predicted model, not a curated record